Molecule: messenger RNA, 1322 nt
Organism: Triticum aestivum (bread wheat)
Lineage: Eukaryota; Viridiplantae; Streptophyta; Magnoliopsida; Poales; Poaceae
Product: universal stress protein PHOS32
Exons: 3
Coding region: 50-655 (201 amino acids)
Source: RefSeq, a predicted model, not a curated record
AAGCCAGCCAAGUUGAGGCCACUAGGUAACGGAACUGGCUCAAGGAAACAUGGCGGCGGAGGGAGAGGCCCUCAUGGCAGCGGAGAGGGCAGAGACGUCUACUGCACCGGCGGUGGGGGCGGAAUCAGGAGCAAACGGGAAGCCGGCGGCGAGCGGGAAGCCGGCGAUGGUGCUGGGGAUCGACGAGAGCGAGCACAGCUACUACGCGCUGGAGUGGACGAUCCACCAUUUCUUCGCCCCCGGCCAGCCGCAGCAGUACCACCUCAUCGUGGUCAGCGCCAAGCCCCCUGCCGCCUCCGUCAUCGGCAUCGCCGGCAUAGGCACGGCGGAGCUGCUCCCGAGGGUGGAGCUCGACCUCAAGCGCGCCUCCGCCAGAGUCAUCGACAAGGCCAAGGAGCAGUGCUCACAUGUGACCGACGUCAGCUAUGAAGUGAAAGAGGGCGACGCGAGGAAUGUGCUGUGCGAGGCAGUUGAGAGGCAUCAUGCAGACAUGCUGGUUAUGGGCAGCCAUGGCUACGGCGCUUUCAAGAGGGCCGUCCUUGGGAGCGUGAGCGAUUACUGCACUCACAACGCGCACUGCACCGUGAUGAUAGUGAAGAAACCAAAGCACCAUAAGAAGCAUGAACAAUUGGGGUUCCACAGAAAGGAGGCUUGAAAAAGUUUUUAAGGCCCUUAGGUUAGAGAUAGAUAUGAAAGAGGUUUAGGCCUGCGUGUUCAAGUAUUAACCGAUUGCCUUGCAGAUCAAUAUGUGGUCUCAUAGCGAACUGAGCUAAACUCAGAUGGUUAGGUUCCUUGUGUUGGAACCAACCCAAUAGUUCAACUCCUAGACUUGGCACUAGUGGUCGCAUUUUUCUGGAUUUAUUUCAGGCCUCGUGACAAUGUGCGUUUAGUGAGAGUCAUUACGAAGGCGUAUGCGGUGACUUCCUCAAUCUCAAGAUGUUGUGCCGACUCGGUAUCUCAUAGGUUUUCAUAGGAAUAGAGUGUAUGUGGGUGUGCUAUCCUACAUUACAAAAACAUUAGACAUGUAUAUCACAUAAUACUUGGAUUAUCUUUAGUUGCCACGGUAUGAGACUCUGUUGCUUAUGGUGAGCCUUUGGUCUCUCUGGCCUUAUUACCUCGUGUCCUGGAGUUAUUUUUCAUCGUUUGUAUUGCAUGGAUGUCGUUCUAAACAAAGGAGGUGCUACCAAAAUUUAGAAUAUUUCCUACACCUAGUGGUGGCUAGAGUAGAGUGGUAGCACUGUGUGCGAGUCUAGCUUAAUAGGAAUGAUAGACUACUCAUAUCAACAAGAAAAUUGAUGUGGAGCAUCAUUCCAUCAUCCCCA